GGGAAGAUGGCGAGCACCUAUGAGAGUUUCAACUUGCGUACCACACCAGAGAAGUUUUACAUAGAGGCUUCUGAUGAUGGCUCCAUGGAUGUCCUGGUUAUUGACCGGGUGUCAGCAGAGAUGACUCUCACAGUGAGGAGAGACAUCCCUGUACCCUCUGAGACCAGGCCAAUAUGUGGACUCAUGGGGACUAUACGGUUGGUGGCAGGCAUGUACCUGGUUGUCAUCACAAAGAAGAAGAAGGUGGGAGAUUUGCUUGGCCAUGCUGUGUGGAAGGCUCUGGACUUUGACAUAAUCUCUUUUAAGAAGACGGUACUACACCUGACAGACAACCAGAUGCAAGACAACAAGACUUUUCUAUCAAUGAUCAACAGUGUGCUUCAUACAGAUGGCUUCUACUUUGCAACAGACUAUGACCUGACCCACACUCUGCAGCGCCUGGCCAACACCAGCCCUGAGUUUCAAGAGAUGAGCCUACUGGAGAGGGCAGAUCAGCGUUUUGUCUGGAAUGGUCACCUGUUGAGGGAAUUCAUUGCGCAGCCAGAGUUACACAAAUUUGUGUAUCCUGUUGUUCAUGGUUUCAUCACCAUGAAGUCAAGCUGCAUCAAUGGAAAGGUGUUUGAGUGGAGUAUUAUCUCCAGGAGGAGCUGUUUUAGAGCCGGAGUCCGCUACUAUGUCCGAGGUAUUGAUUCAGAAGGACAUGCCGCCAACUAUGUGGAAACAGAACAGAUAGUGCAGCAUAACUGUGCUAAGGCUUCGUUUGUUCAGACAAGAGGCUCCAUCCCCUUCUACUGGUCCCAAAGGCCCAAUCUCAAGUACAAGCCAAAACCACAGAUCAGCAAAACAGUCAACCAUUUGGAUGGAUUUCAGAGACACUUUGACUCACAGAUUAUUCUCUAUGGAAGACAAGCCAUUUUGAACUUGAUCAACCAAAAGGGUUCAGAAAAGCCACUGGAGUUGGCAUUUGACAAGAUGGUGACCAGCUUGGGUAAUGGCAUGAUCAAGUACAUAGCCUUUGACUUCCAUAAAGAGUGCAGUCGGAUGAGGUGGCACCGCCUGCAGAUCUUAUUGGACAGAGUCGCUGAACUGCAGGAUGAAUUUGGAUAUUUCCUGGUAGAUGCAGAUGGGAAGGAGCUGUUGAACCAGGAGGGGACUUUUCGGAGCAACUGCAUGGACUGUUUGGACCGUACUAAUGUCAUCCAGAGCCUGCUGGCCCGACGCUCGCUGCAGUCCCAGCUACGGAGAAUGGGAGUCCUUCCCAUGGGCCAGCAGAUUGAAGAGCAGGCAGAUUUUGAGAAGAUAUACAAGAACGCCUGGGCAGACAAUGCUGAUGCCUGUGCCAAGCAGUAUGCUGGAACUGGUGCAUUGAAGACCGACUUCACCAGAACAGGGAAGAGGACUCAGUGUGGGCUGCUGAUGGAUGGCUGGAACUCCAUGAUCCGAUAUUAUAAAAACAAUUUCUCUGAUGGUUUUAGACAGGACUCCAUUGAUCUGUUCCUGGGGAACUAUGCUGUGGAUGAAGCUGAUUGGACCACCCCAUUGCGUGACCCCAAAGACUGGAAGUUUCUGACGUUGCCUAUUAUUAUGGUGGUAGCUUUCUCCAUGUGUAUCAUCUGCCUGCUAAUGGCUGGUGACACGUGGACAGAAACUCUGGCCUAUGUUCUGUUCUGGGGGACAGCCAGUGUGAUGACGGGCGGCCUCAUCCUCUUCAAUGGACUGGACUUUGUAGAUGCUCCUAAGCUGGUCCAGAAGGAGAAGCUGGACUGAAUAUGUGUGUGUGGAAAGCAGCUUGGCCCUGGCGAGCUCACCACCUCAUCGUCUAGCUCUUCAUCACUUAACUCCCAGCAUCAGCAUCAGCAGGCCUGGAGCCUUUACUAAUAUAGGGUGGAGUGGAGGAGGGUGGUGGACACCAGUGCCGGCCUUGUGUACUAAAACAGUGGACAAGAGAGAGAAUGGAAGUGCAUGGGCCUGCUGCUAUCCACACUGCAGUGACAGUCAUGUGGACAGGACUGUCUAUCCACAGAAUUUACUGGACAGUGCAACUUUGGAGUUUGUUCAUACCGAAUGUCAUUCUUCCUAAAUUCAGAGGAAUGCUCUGGGACCUACAUAAAGUUAGAGUUUGCCCCACUGUAUUCCCUUAAUGGAUGCAGAGGGAUCAGAUUGAGAACAGCUGUAAAUGAAUUAUUGUAUGUACUGUUAAUUUGCGCAUUACCUGUUUCUUCUUGCAGUUGCCAAUAUUUACCUAUGUACACAUGCUCUCUCCCAGGUUAAACACUGCUGUUUCGAAGUCUGCAUUCUCAAGACCAGCAACAGGUCCAUUAGGCUGUCCUGUUCAAAAAGCCCGAAGAAAUCUGGUGCUACAAUUUAACAUGCAGUGAUACAGUGUAUCAGUGAAAA
Chelmon rostratus (copperband butterflyfish) is the source of this 2397-nucleotide messenger RNA. RefSeq names its product phosphatidylinositol-3-phosphatase SAC1-B. Gene Ontology annotation, cellular component: endoplasmic reticulum. Gene Ontology annotation, molecular function: phosphatidylinositol-4-phosphate phosphatase activity. The coding region runs from base 7 to 1767 and encodes 586 amino acids. The transcript is spliced from 20 exons. Gene Ontology annotation, biological process: phosphatidylinositol dephosphorylation. NCBI's taxonomy places the organism in Eukaryota, Metazoa, Chordata, Actinopteri, Chaetodontiformes, Chaetodontidae. The record is from RefSeq and is a predicted model, not a curated record.